GCUUCCAGCGGAAGAGGCGCAAGAUGGCGGCAGAGCGGCAGGUGGCUGGUGGCGGCGGAGGCAGCGGUGCUCGCGGAGGCGGAGGAGGCGGCUGCGGAGCCGGAGCCCCCCCGGCCGGCCCCGAGGAGAACAAGGAGAAUGAGAAGCCGAAGGCGGGCGGCCUCGGGGAUAGUCUGGGCCUGGAGAUACUUCAGAUUGUUAAGGAAUCACAGCAGCAGCACGGAUUACGGCAUGGUGAUUUUCAGCGAUACAGGGGUUACUGCUCCCGCAGGUUGAGAAGGCUACGAAAAACUCUUAACUUCAAGAUGGGAAAUAGACACAAGUUCACAGGGAGGAAAGUAACAGAAGAGCUUUUAUCUGAUAGCAGAUACUUGCUUUUGAUUCUUAUGGAUGCUGAGAGAGCUUGGAGCUAUGCUAUGCAGCUUAAGCAGGAAGCCAACACAGAACCCCGCAAACGAUUCCACCUGCUGUCUCGCCUGCGCAAAGCCGUAAAGCACGCUGAGGAGCUGGAGCACCUGUGUGAAAGCAACCGAGUGGAUGCCAAGACCAAGCUGGAAGCUCAGGCAUAUACAGCUUACCUGACAGGUAUGCUCCGCUUUGAGCACCAGGAAUGGAAAGCAGCCAUGGAGGCGUUUAAUAAAUGCAAAACCAUAUAUGAAAAGCUGGCAAGUGCUUUCACAGAGGAGCAGGCUGUGCUGUAUAAUCAGCGAGUGGAAGAGAUCUCUCCCAAUAUUCGUUACUGUGCCUAUAACAUUGGUGAUCAGUCAGCUAUUAGUGAGUUAAUGCAAAUGAGGCUGAGAUCUGGAGGUGCUGAAGGGCUUGUUGCUGAAAAACUGGAGGCACUCAUCACCCAGACUCGAGCAAAACAGGCAGCCACUAUGAGUGAGGUGGAAUGGAGGGGAAGAACUGUGCCAGUGAAGAUAGACAAAGUGAGGAUCUUUCUGCUGGGGCUGGCAGAUACUGAAGCAGCUAUUGCUCAGGCAGAAGAAGAAGAAACGAAAGAACGUUUGUUUGAGUCCUUACUGAGUGAGUGCCGAGAUGCGAUACAGGCUGUUCGUGAAGAACUGAAACCGGACCAGAAGCAACGAGAUCAUUGUUUGGAAGUGGAUUCUGGAAAAGUCUCAAAUAUCCAGUACCUUCACAGUUACCUGACUUACAUCAAGCUGUCCACCGCAAUCAAGCGCAAUGAGAGUAUGGCAAAAGCUUUGCAGAAGGCACUACUUCAGCAGCAGCAGCCCGAAGAAGAUGGCAAGCGUAACCCUCGGCCUCAGGACUUGAUACGCCUUUAUGACAUCAUCUUACAGAAUUUAGCAGACUUGCAACAACUUCCAGGCCUGGAAGAGGAUAAAAGCUUCCUAAAGGAGAUCGGAAUAAAGACACUGGUGUAUAAAGCUUACAGGUGUUUUUUCAUUGCACAGUCAUAUGUUCUGGUGAAGAAGUGGAGUGAAGCCCUUGUUUUGUAUGAUCGAGUUCUGAAAUAUGCCAAUGAAGUUGAAGCUGAAGCUGGAACUCACAAAAACAGCUUAAAGGAGCUUCCUGAUGUUCACGAGCUGAUCACUCAAGUGAAUGCAGAGAAAUACUCCUUGCAAGCUGCUGCCAUAUUAGAUGCAGGAGAUACCCCUGAGGUUGAGUCCCCAUCUCAGGUCAAGGAUGGCAAGCCUCUUUCAGAACGGCUAGAGACUUUCUGUCUGGAUUCUUCUCUGGUCAGCAAACAAGCCAGUCUGGUGCAUUUCCCUCCAGAGUUCCAGCCAAUACCAUGCAAGCCUUUGUUCUUUGACCUGGCCCUCAACCAUGUCACCUUUCCACCUUUGGAGGACAAAGUGGAGCAGAAAGCAAAGAGUGGUCUUACAGGAUAUAUCAAAGGCAUCUUUGGAUUCCGGAGUUAACCAGGGCAGUUCUCAAGAAGAAGAGUGCUGGUCUUUCUGGAUUUUUGGGCAAACUCCAGUAAACUUAGACCUUAACCAUUUGUGUCUGAAAUCCAUAUGGGAAGUUUUUAAUAUCUUUCCAGUAUUCUCUCUUGUCUGUGCAUCUGGUUUAUUAUAAACUUUCCACACUAAGAACAUAUAUUAUGUGUCUGGUCGGUCUUCUACAGUACCUGAAACUGAUGGGAAUUGUAUCUGGCUUUCUUGACAGAAGCAAAAUCUGAAACCUUCUACCCUGUGGUUCGGGUAGAACCAAUACCCAUUUAGUGGGCCUGAUCUGAUCUUUAUUUUCCUUUAGUAGUUGACACUAUACACUUGGUUUUUGGAAAGCUGAUCUAUCGUGGACAGGAUGGAACAGAAGGGAACCAAAGCAGAGGUUUGCAAUUGGGUUGCCUAAGCAAAGUGUGAAACCCUGCCUCUUUGAUUUUAUGGUCGUGUAAAAGUGCUCGAGAGGGGUUAUGUUUCAGAAGCUUCAAAAACUUUACAGAUUUAUAGUUGGUUGACUGAAACCAGUAAGUGGGUUGAGAAUAUGCUUUUAAAUUGAUGGCAUAAUCUCUCUACACUUCCUCAGAACCGAGGAAUUCUCCAAGAACCUCCCAGAAAACCCUUUGGUUUCUGAGAGAACAAAUGGUUAUUCAAUUUACAGAUUGCAUAUUUCUUUAUUUUCUGUUUAACUUAGGUGAAAUUGGUAUAUGGGGAGUUUUUUUUAAUUAACUCUUAUCUCCUUUCACCUUUUCUGUCAUUACAUUUAGUUAUUUUAAGGAAUCCGCUUAGCGUGAGGACUUGGUAAACUGAGCUAGUGGAAUCCUGAGCAAUAAAGAUAGUUGCCCUGUGUUCACGUGUUCAUUUUCUGUGAGAGCUUCUAACAGUGCUGUGGGAAUCCAGCCUUCUUUUCAGUGUCACUUUUAAAACUGUUAAUAGUCACAGUCGUUCAAAAUAUUUGAGUAUCUAAAUUGUAUUUGGGAGUUCUCCAUCACCUAUGUAGCUUGUUUUAAAAUAUUUUCCUAGUUUGUCUGAAAUAUUUGCUGGAUCAGUCAGUGCUUAGCUAUAUUUUUGUUACGCUGGGCUCCAGUUUUGCUAUAUGUCUUCUAGACAUUGUUGGAAAUAGUAGAAAAACUGGAUUGAUCCAAUUUGAAAAUAUUCAACAAACGAUGCUUCUCAGUCACUGAGUUAGCAAUCUGCAGAUAAUUAUAGUUUUCAGAUUAAAGAAACGUGGAGCUUCAUUAUGCUGAAAUGAUUGAAUUCAUUUCUUUAUGUAAAAAAACAGCCUCUUUUAGAGGGGGCUAAUAGUGUCACAUCUGUUUUAAAAUGUGUAUAUGAAAGGCUGUUCUAAUGUGUCUUGCAGAAAAACAAGCAAAUAGUAUUUUAGUUUAUAAAGCAGUGGCAUUUCACACAGAUGUGGUCUACGAAGCCCGUGAUUUGUAAAUUUGGUGAAGACUAAUUUGAGAUUAAGAAAUUUGCCAAGAAAUGGUCCAGUUUCCUUUUUUUGGGCACAUGGCUAUUAGUGUUUCGUUUGUACUUUGCUCCAGAUUGUCCUCUCUCUUCCUGCUUUCAGAUUUGAAUUAAAUCUGAGAACUGUGUGCCUCGUAUGAAUGCUAUUAAACUCUGUUCUGUUUGCCAUCAGUCUCAGGCCUGUGGGCAGCUGAGCACAUUCCACCCGCAGUGCUUUUGUGUUUGUUUGCUGUCAAAAAAUGCUUAAAAUUGUUUUUGUGAGUCACUCUUGUGACACGAUGCAUAUUACUCAGACAGAAAGGAAAUCCUUGAAUUAAAAAAACAUUGUUACUGA
Molecule: messenger RNA, 3708 nt
Organism: Sphaerodactylus townsendi
Lineage: Eukaryota; Metazoa; Chordata; Lepidosauria; Squamata; Sphaerodactylidae
Gene: SRP68
Product: signal recognition particle 68
Exons: 16
Coding region: 24-1886 (620 amino acids)
Biological process (GO): SRP-dependent cotranslational protein targeting to membrane
Cellular component (GO): signal recognition particle, endoplasmic reticulum targeting
Molecular function (GO): 7S RNA binding; signal recognition particle binding; endoplasmic reticulum signal sequence receptor activity
Source: RefSeq, a predicted model, not a curated record